UAAAAGAUCUAGGUUUUUAUUGUUUAAAUAGCGGCAAAACAGUUUGAUGUUUCAAUUCAAUCCAUGUUUUCAGUUGCUAAACACUCAUUGCUCUUGUUGUCAUGGAACUUUAUUUUGUUUGGUUAACUUUUUUCAAAGCCACAUAAAUCCCUGUUUAUUAAAAAAAAAAAAUGGAAUCCGACGAUAUUACUCCAGAAUUUUCGUUUGUUUAUUUACCAGAUAAAAGUAAUCCUGGAUUGGAAGAUAAAAAUACACAAGAAUAUUUAAAAAAAUGAAUGUUUUUUAAUUUAUUACGCAUUUUUGAAGGGGCAUAAAUUUUAUGACUCAAAGUUUCUUAUUCAAUGAACCUUUUCAACAGUAUCAUAGGUGUCAUUUUGCUGAGGCCUUUUUUAAAGACCGAUUUGUGGCAGAAAAAUUAAAAAUAUGGGACCCUAGUAGUUCAGUUUUCAAAGAGCCCGGAAUUAUAGCUUCUGAAGUGGACGUUAGACCAGUACCUUGCACAAUUACAAGUAUGAUAUUCUUUGAGAAACUUAAUGAUCCCAAAAAUGAAAUUGUACAUGAAUCAGGAAGUAUUCGACCCUCUCAUUAUGAUUAUAUUGACGAUAUUUUGAUUCCAAAUUGUUUAAGAGCAAUGAUCCUAGAUGAUGCGAAUGAUAAAUAUCAUUUAUAUUCGAAGUCGGAAAGAGCUGAAUUUAUUUUUAGAAUUUUUCGAAUGCUUGUUCUUGGAGGAAGUUGUUGCCAAUAUGAAGAUGAUUUGAAAAUUUAUUUAAAUAUCACAAAAGCUCUUUAUAAAACUUUUGUAAGAGUUGGACUUACUUCAGACCAAAAUGACAUUGAAAUUUUGUCAACAAUUCUGGAAGUGGUGGCAAAAAAAGAUGAGCCAUUUUAUCCGUGGAAUCCUAAACACCCUCAAAAUAUUGGAUAUCUUAUAAUUGAUCCCAUUAAUCGUGAAGUAACUACAUUCCUUCAUCAAUAUUAGUAAUUACAAAAAAAUUAAAAACAAACUAUAAAACAGGAUAACACAAUUAUUGUUGUUUAUUAUUUAUUUAUUGUACGUCUUCUGUUGCUGCUCUAAAAGGUACAAACUUGUU
Molecule: messenger RNA, 1091 nt
Organism: Chelonus insularis
Lineage: Eukaryota; Metazoa; Arthropoda; Insecta; Hymenoptera; Braconidae
Product: cilia- and flagella-associated protein 300-like
Exons: 5
Coding region: 320-979 (219 amino acids)
Source: RefSeq, a predicted model, not a curated record